This is a messenger RNA of Colletotrichum abscissum, 738 nucleotides long. RefSeq lists its product as uncharacterized. The record is from RefSeq and is a predicted model, not a curated record. Gene Ontology annotation, molecular function: peroxidase activity. The transcript has a single exon. Bases 1 to 738 code for a protein of 245 amino acids. NCBI's taxonomy places the organism in Eukaryota, Fungi, Ascomycota, Sordariomycetes, Glomerellales, Glomerellaceae.
AUGCAUUCCCAAAUCGUCUCGUGCAUGUCACUUUUCUUACUAGCCGCCAUUGCAAGUGCGCAGUUCGAGGAUCCAGAGCACCCAUACAUGCCUCCAGCUACAACCGACCGUCGUUCGCCAUGCCCAGCCCUCAACAUCCUCGCCAACCACGGCUACAUCAACCGCGACGGCGCCUUCAUCUCAAGUGAAAGUGCCACGAUAGCUCAGAUGCAAGCCUUUAACUUCUCCCGCGCUGUGUCGGCGGGCCCCGUCCCUGCGGCGCUGAAGUACUCCACCACGGGUGUGAACGGCACUUUCCACCUCGACGACCUGGCGCAAAAGCCACUGGAUCACGACGGAAGCUUGAGUCGCGGAGACCUAGCGCUGGGCGAUAACCUGCGAUUCAAUAGAACGAUUUGGGAUUCUUUCGUGGCUAGACUACCUGACGAGCUCGUUACUUGGAAGCAAGCUGCUGAGGCUGGUGCUGCGAGACUCGAGGAUGCGAGGAAGGAGAAUCCCGAGUUUGUGCUUGAUGCCGCUGGUGUCGCGGCUACAGUUGAGCAGAUGAGUGGUCUUCUGGCCGCGCUUGGAGGAAGUGUCGAGGAUGGAAAAGCGAGAAGGGAUUGGAUCAAUGCUAGUUUCGUGGAGGAAAGGUUGCCGUGGUCGCUUGGCUGGAGGACGAGUGAGACGGUGCUUGAGGGGGCGGACUUUGGCCCAAUGGCGAAGGCCUUAAGGGAGUAUGCGCCAGGUGGGGUUUGA